AUGCGAUUGUAUAUGUAUAAGGGCAAGCCACUAUGGAGGGCCACCUCUCACAUGCAGAAAAGGCAUAUAAUGGGGUUUGUUAGAAAUGCUCUUGGACUCGAUCCACCUCCAUCCCCAGAUGACCCUACACCAGAAAACAGAUUUCAUCCUUGGGAUGUGUCACCCUCGCCUGAUCUACGGGAGCGGGCUGCGACCAUACGAGCAAUGGCAAAGUGCCCCGUGACAGGUAAAGAAAUAAACUAUACAUGCCCUACAUCAGGGAUACCCACACAUCACUCUCGCGAUGCCUGGGAACGGGAUAACGAAUACCACAAGUCAGGCAGACCUCAGAUUCUCAAGAAGGCAAACAUCUAUGAACAUGACCUGCGCUCUGGGAGACCGUUCCCCGAGUUCGACUUCCCGUUGGAUCAGGAUUUCGACAGGAUGGUCAAUAUGACUAAUUGGGAUUUGUUCUUCUAUACGCGUGGAUUUUACUCGAUGGAUACUGAAUUCCAGCUAGCUGCCGUCACAAAAAUGCUGAGUUACCCAAUCACGAUUGGGUCUGUUCUCCACCAGUUCUCCCCCUACUCGCUCAACCCUAAGGGCCCCAUCACGCUCGAGGGUUUGAAGUCUCUUGCCGCUCUAAGGUACACACUCUAUCCAGAACAAAAUAGGAAAGUGACUUCGACGGCAAAGAACAGUCCUCUCCGCGUGUUUAUUCUCGGAGCGCGUGCAGAGGCACAGCUACCUGGACACGUCUGGAAACAGCUGCAGUUCUUGUUCCCAGAAACACAAAUAGAACUCCAUUUCGUCGGGCACGAGUCUUACUUCGAUCGCAACAAGCGCGAGUACGUGAGUUCAUCAACACCAAUCGUAAGGAGGGUAGACGAAACUUUAACUUUUAUUUACCACACUGAUUUUUUCCACGUUUAUCACGAAGCUCAAGACUUCUUCCCUUACGACCCAUACAAUGACAUAUUCUUUUGUUUCCAUCCUGGGUUUGCUGCCCCAGAGUCAAGAGAAAACUGGAUGGGCAAGACAAUGGAGGCCUUGUUAGAAACAAAAUGUGCAAUUUUCACGACUGGUUUCAACGAAAAAGAUCUCAAACGCGACAUUGACGCGGUAGAGAGCACUUAUGGGAAAGAGCUGGAUAUGUUGAUGGAACCCGUAAAAAAUGUGUUUGGCAGUACUAAAUGGGAACUUAAUGACAUGAAUCCUCAGGAAGUCUAUCAAUUCAAUAUGUACAUCGCAGGCUUCAGAGGUAAAAGAUACCAUGCAAUUGAGGUAUGA
Messenger RNA from Lachancea fermentati, 1269 nucleotides. Lineage: Eukaryota; Fungi; Ascomycota; Saccharomycetes; Saccharomycetales; Saccharomycetaceae. The record is from the annotation of a GenBank genome assembly.